AACAGUCUUACCAUUUCUUGGUCUGCACACACACGCCCAAAUUAUACCAAACAUGUUGCUGGAGCUUCCGCGGUUAACCAAUUCUCUUCGGCUACCUUUUGAUGCUGAUCAAGCCUAUCUCAACCGGAAAUCCUACCUGCGAAACCUCAGUCGCCAUAGCUCUGCAGCUUCUCCGGGAGAAUGGGAGCUCGCUCGUAAGAUUAUUUAUCGAUGGGAUGAAGCUACUGUAGAGGUGCGGCAGUUGUACAAGCAAUUUAUUGCAGCAGUUGUCGAGUUGAUGGGUGGUGAGGUGGUGUCCGAGGAGUUUCAAGAAGUGGCAUUGAAUGUUUAUAGACUGUUUAGUGCGGCUUAUGGAUCUGAAGAGGAUGACGGUGACAAGAGAGUUUUGGCAAAACGGUUUGAGCUGCAAAAACUCAUUGGUCAUACUAUUCCUGAUGCAAACAUAUUGAAAGUUGCAUCAUUGGUGGAGAGGCUUUCUGCUUUACAGAAAAAUGAGCAUGGGACUGUUUACUUACCAGAAUUGGUGAGUGAAGGUAGUGAGGACUUGGAAUUUGGAGCAGACCUUGUAUUCCGACCUCCUGCUCGCUUUCUAGUUGAGAUUUCUUUGGAAGAUGCAGAGAAUUUGGUGGAGGAAACUAGCACAUCAUCCUCUAAUCAUGACAGAUGGUCUGAUUAUGGUGCCUCUGCAAAUUUCCAUCCUUCCGAUUGCGAAGGGAAUUUUGACCUAGAGUGGUUGCGGGAUACAUGUGACAGAAUUAUCAGGGCAAGUAGUUCACAGCUUCCUCGUGAUGAAUUAGCAAUGACCAUUUGCCGGAUUCUUGAUUCAGAAAAACCUGGUGAUGAGAUUGCUGGAGAUUUGCUGGAUCUUGUUGGUGAUAGCUCGUUCGAAACUGUUCAAGACCUUGUCAUGCAUAGAAAGGACCUUGUUGAGAGUAUCCAUCGUGGACUACUCGUACUCAAAUCUGAUAAAUCAACAUCAAACACGCAAGUGCGGUUGCCCAGUUAUGCUACUCAGGUAACUGUUCAAACGGAGUCUGAGCGGCAAAUUGAUAAACUUCGGCGCAAGGAGGAAAAGAAGCAUAGACGUGGAACUGAUCAUGGGAUUGAGAAUGAAUUGUCUUCUUUGUCUUUUAGUUCCUUACUUCAAGCAAGUGAGAAGAAAAAUUUCCUUGAUGACAUUGUGGGGCAUGGAGAUGGGACCCAGUUUGCUGCCACAGCCCUUCCUCAGGGCACUGUGAGGAAGCAUUACAAGGGAUAUGAAGAAGUCACUGUUCCUCCUACACCAACGGCACCAAUGAAACCUGGGGAGAAGCUGAUUGAGAUAAAGGAGCUAGAUGACAUUGCACAAGCUGCUUUUCAUGGUUACAAGUCUUUGAACCGGAUUCAGAGCAGAAUAUUCCAAACAACUUACUAUAGUAACGAAAACAUACUGGUAUGUGCACCAACUGGGGCUGGAAAAACAAAUAUAGCUAUGAUUUCUAUUCUACACGAGAUUGGACAACACUUCAGAGAUGGCUAUCUGCAUAAAGAUGAAUUCAAGAUAGUUUAUGUUGCUCCUAUGAAGGCAUUAGCUGCAGAGGUUACAUCAACCUUCAGCCAUCGAUUAUCCCCUUUAAAUGUAACUGUGAGAGAACUUACUGGUGAUAUGCAACUCUCCAAGAAUGAACUCGAAGAAACUCAGAUGAUUGUUACAACUCCUGAAAAGUGGGAUGUAAUUACUCGUAAAAGCAGUGAUAUGUCACUCUCAAUGCUUGUGAAGCUCCUGAUCAUUGAUGAAGUACAUUUGUUGAACGAUGAUAGAGGUCCUGUAAUAGAAGCAUUAGUAGCUCGCACUCUUCGUCAGGUUGAAUCCACACAAAGUAUGAUACGCAUUGUUGGCCUUUCUGCCACUCUACCCAAUUAUUUGGAGGUUGCACAGUUUCUGAGGGUAAAUCCAGAAACAGGCCUAUUCUUCUUUGAUUCAAGCUAUCGCCCAGUACCACUUGAGCAGCAUUACAUCGGGAUUUCUGAGCACAAUUUUUUAGCUCGUAAUGAGUUGAUGAAUGAAAUAUGCUACAAUAAGGUUGUUGAUUCACUAAGGCGAGGACAUCAGGUCAUGGUUUUUGUUCAUUCACGGAAAGACACGGGGAAAACAGCUGACAAACUGGUUGAAAUGGCUAAAAGACAUGAGGACUUUGAUCUUUUCACAAAUGCUUCACAUCCUCAGCAGGGACUUAUGAAGAAGGAAGUUUUGAAGUCCAGAAAUAAGGAGCUCGUCCAACUUUUUGAAUAUGCUGUUGGCAUUCAUCAUGCUGGAAUGCUACGUUCUGACAGAGGCCUCACUGAACGACUCUUCUCCGAGGGGCUUUUAAGGGUGCUUGUUUGCACUGCAACUUUGGCAUGGGGAGUGAAUCUGCCAGCUCACACUGUGGUGAUUAAGGGAACUCAAAUAUAUGACCCAAAGGCUGGUGGGUGGCGAGAUCUAGGCAUGCUUGACGUUAUGCAGAUAUUUGGGCGUGCUGGAAGGCCACAAUUUGACAAAAGUGGUGAAGGCAUCAUAAUUACUAGUCAUGACAAAUUAGCCUAUUAUUUGCGACUUUUGACAAGUCAACUUCCUAUUGAGUCUCAGUUCAUCAACUCCUUGAAAGACAACUUGAAUGCUGAAGUGGCAUUGGGCACUGUGACAAAUGUUAAAGAAGCUUGUGCUUGGCUAGGUUACACAUAUCUUUUCAUAAGGAUGAAAAUGAAUCCGCUGGCAUAUGGCAUUGGAUGGGAUGAGGUCAUUGCAGAUCCUUCAUUGAGCCUGAAACAAAGAGCUCUGGUAUCAGAUGCUGCGCGUGCUCUCGACAAGGCAAAGAUGAUGCGCUUUGAUGAGAAAAGUGGAAACUUUUAUUGUACUGAGCUUGGUCGUAUUGCUAGCCACUUUUACAUUCAAUAUUCUAGUGUUGAGACUUACAAUGAAAUGUUGAGACGCCAUAUGAAUGAUAGUGAGGUGAUUGACAUGGUUGCCCAUUCUUCUGAAUUUGAAAAUAUUGUUGUUCGAGAGGAGGAACAAAAUGAGCUGGAAACAUUGACUCGUACAUGCCCCUUAGAAGUUAAGGGUGGUCCAUCAAGUAAACAUGGAAAAGUGUCGAUUCUUAUUCAGUUGUACAUAUCCAGGGGUUCAAUUGAUACUUUUUCACUAGUUUCUGAUGCAUCAUAUAUUAGUUCAAGCUUGGCUAGAAUUAUGCGGGCCUUAUUUGAGAUUUGUCUGCGGAGAGGAUGGAGUGAGAUGUCUUCCUUCAUGCUGGAGUACUGCAAAGCUGUGGAUCGUCAAGUUUGGCCCCACCAACAUCCGCUCAGACAAUUUGACAGAGAAAUUUCAACAGAAGUACUGAGGAAGCUUGAAGAAAGAGGUGUGGACUUAGAUCGCCUAUAUGAGAUGGAGGAGAAAGACAUUGGAGCUUUGAUUCGCUAUGCACCUGGAGGAAAGUUGGUCAAGCAAUACUUGGCGUAUUUCCCAAUGGUCCAGUUAUUUGCUACAGUAAGUCCAAUCACAAGGACUGUUCUAAAGGUUGAUUUGACUAUUACUCCUGAGUUCGUCUGGAAGGAUCGGUUCCAUGGUACUGCACAGCGCUGGUGGAUUUUAGUUGAGGAUUCUGAGAAUGACCAUAUAUACCACUCAGAGCUCUUUACGUUAACAAAGAAGAUGGCCAAAGGGGAGCCUCAGAAGCUAUCCUUCACUGUUCCAAUAUUUGAGCCACAUCCUCCUCAGUACUUUAUUCGUGCAAUUUCAGACUCGUGGUUGCAUGCAGAGUCUUUCUACACAAUAUCAUUGCAGAACCUUGCACUCCCAGAGGCACAUACAACUCAUACUGAACUCCUUGAUCUGAAACCACUUCCUGUGACUGCACUUGGAAAUGAAACUUAUGAAGCAUUGUAUAGCUUUACACACUUCAACCCCAUACAGACACAGGCUUUUCAUGUACUAUAUCAUACAGACCAAAAUGUUCUUCUAGGAGCUCCAACAGGAAGUGGUAAAACUAUAUCAGCUGAGCUUGCCAUGCUUCAUCUGUUUAAUACUCAGCCGGAUAUGAAGGUCAUUUACAUUGCACCUUUAAAGGCUCUUGUGCGAGAAAGGAUGAAUGAUUGGAGGAAACGUCUUGUUUCCCGGCUUGGGAAACAUAUGGUGGAGCUGACAGGUGAUUAUACUCCAGAUCUGACGGCUCUAUUAGAAGCUGACAUUAUAAUUUCUACUCCAGAAAAAUGGGAUGGUAUCAGUCGUAAUUGGCAUACUAGAGGCUAUGUUAAGAAGGUGGGACUAAUGAUAUUGGAUGAGAUUCAUCUACUUGGCGCUGAUCGUGGACCCAUAUUGGAGGUUAUUGUAUCUCGAAUGAGAUAUAUAUCAUCACAGACUGAGCGUUCAGUUCGCUUUGUUGGGCUUUCAACAGCUCUGGCGAAUGCACAUGAUUUGGCUGAUUGGCUGGGUGUUGAGGAAAAUGGCUUGUUCAAUUUCAAGCCAAGUGUUAGGCCUGUUCCUCUUGAAGUCCAUAUCCAGGGAUAUCCUGGAAAGUUUUACUGCCCAAGAAUGAAUAGCAUGAACAAACCCACUUAUGCUGCAAUUUGUACCCAUUCACCCACAAAACCUGUUCUUAUAUUUGUUUCAUCACGUCGCCAGACUAGGCUUACUGCAUUGGACCUCAUUCAGUAUGCAGCUUCAGAUGAGCACCCAAGGCAGUUCCUCUCUAUACCAGAAGAAUCACUUCAGAUGGUACUUUCCCAAGUAACUGACCAGAACCUUAGACACACCCUGCAGUUUGGUAUUGGGUUGCACCAUGCAGGAUUAAAUGAUAAGGAUAGAUCUCUUGUUGAGGAGCUUUUUGCAAAUAACAGGAUCCAGGUAUUAGUUUGCACCAGUACAUUAGCAUGGGGUGUGAAUCUUCCAGCUCAUUUGGUUAUUAUAAAGGGAACAGAAUAUUUCGAUGGCAAAGCAAAAAGAUAUGUUGAUUUUCCAAUUACGGAUAUUUUACAAAUGAUGGGUCGCGCAGGACGGCCUCAGUAUGAUCAGCACGGUAAAGCUAUUAUUCUCGUUCAUGAACCCAAAAAGAGCUUCUACAAAAAGUUUCUCUAUGAACCAUUUCCAGUUGAAAGCAGCCUGAGAGAACAGUUGCAUGAUCACAUCAAUGCUGAGAUUGUUUCUGGAACAAUUUCUCAUAAAGAGGAUGCAGUGCAUUAUCUUACCUGGACAUAUUUAUUCCGUAGAUUGGUGGUUAACCCAGCUUAUUAUGGCUUAGAGGAUACAGAUCCUGGAACACUAAGUUCAUACUUAUCAAGCUUAGUGCUAAGCACAUUUGAGGAUCUUGAAGACAGUGGCUGCAUUAAAAUUGAUGAAGAUAGGGUGGAGCCAAUGAUAUUGGGUUCAAUAGCAUCUCAGUAUUACCUAAAAUACACAACUGUAUCAAUGUUUGCUUCAAAUAUAGAAGCAGACACAUCACUUGAAGUUUUCCUCCAUGUAUUAGCUGGUGCUUCUGAGUAUGAUGAACUUCCUGUACGACACAAUGAAGAAAAUUACAACGCACAACUCUCCAAUAAGGUUCGCUACAUGGUGGACAAGAAUCUUCUUGAUGAUCCUCAUGUAAAGGCAAAUCUUCUUCUUCAGGCACACUUCUCCCGAGUUGAAAUGCCAAUCACCGACUACGUCACAGAUUUGAAGUCAGUGCUUGAUCAAAGUAUUCGAAUUAUCCAGGCAAUGAUAGAUCUAUGUGCUAACAGUGGAUGGCUCUCUAGUACCCUUACUUGUAUGCAUCUUUUGCAAAUGGUCAUGCAGGGUUUGUGGUUUGACAAAGAUUCGCCGUUAUGGAUGCUUCCCUCCAUGACUGAUGAACUUGUUACUACAUUGAGCCAGAGAGGAGUCCGAAACGUCCAGCAGUUAUUUGAUCUUCCUCCCUCAACUUUGCAGGCUCUCAGUAGAAGUUCCACUACCUCGAGGUUACAUGAGGAAUUGCAGCAUUUCCCUCGUAUACAGACACGAAUUAAAGUUCAGAAACGAACUGCUGGUGAUAACCCUAGUGUUAGUCUAAACAUCAGAUUGGAGAAGGCAAAUAGACAUAAGAAAACAUCCAGAGCUUUCACUCCUCGCUUUCCUAAGGUAAAAGAUGAGGCAUGGUGGUUGGUCCUUGGAAAUACUUCCACCUCCCAACUCUAUGCCUUGAAGAGAGUGACUUUCACGGACGUUCUGCAGACACACAUGAAUAUACCAUCAAAUGUGAAUGAUUUCCAGGGUAUGAAGUUGAUUAUAGUCUCGGACUGUUACGUUGGUUUUGAGCAAGAGCACAUUAUUGAGAAACUUGUUUGACUCUCCUGCUAAAUAAGUACCCGAAGAAAUUGAAGUUUUAGUGGUAAACCUUCACUUCAACCUUUUGUAGACUGAACUACUUUUUUUUUUCUUUUGUGAAAAACUGUUUUUAUUAGUCAGCACACAGGCGUGCGUUUAUCAUAUUUUUGUGGUCUUUUGAUUCAGUUGGAAUCUACAAUCAGUACCUAUGUAAUUGUCUCACGUUACUUGUUUUUCAGCUCUCUCUCAGACACAUACACAUACAGCUGUUUCUUCUCUUUAUAUUAACUUUUGUUUGCCUGGAGAUAUCAAAAGAGAGAAGAUUAGUGGUUUGUCAAAAGUAUCCGAUUUUACCUCAA
Messenger RNA from Sesamum indicum (sesame), 6651 nucleotides. Its product is annotated as U5 small nuclear ribonucleoprotein helicase. Gene Ontology annotation, molecular function: nucleic acid binding; ATP hydrolysis activity; ATP binding. NCBI's taxonomy places the organism in Eukaryota, Viridiplantae, Streptophyta, Magnoliopsida, Lamiales, Pedaliaceae. The record is from RefSeq and is a predicted model, not a curated record.